This is a messenger RNA of Mycosarcoma maydis (corn smut), 1218 nucleotides long. Its product is annotated as cAMP-dependent protein kinase catalytic subunit TPK2. The transcript has a single exon. Gene Ontology annotation, cellular component: cAMP-dependent protein kinase complex; nucleus. Gene Ontology annotation, molecular function: ATP binding; cAMP-dependent protein kinase activity. Gene Ontology annotation, biological process: peptidyl-serine phosphorylation. The coding region runs from base 1 to 1218 and encodes 405 amino acids. NCBI's taxonomy places the organism in Eukaryota, Fungi, Basidiomycota, Ustilaginomycetes, Ustilaginales. The record is from RefSeq and is a predicted model, not a curated record.
AUGUCUGCUAUUCCACAACAGCCCGUCGACUAUUCGGCCACACAUGAAGCAGCUGUUGCUGCUGCUGCUGCUGCAGCAGCGAAAGCAGCGACAGCGACAGCAGGAGGUGGGGCGUCGUCAUCACAGCAUCCAGCACCAGCGGUAGUCGGCGCUACAUCUGUGCCCACGCACGUCGCCAGCGCCAACUCAACAGGUACUUACAGCUCGGCGUCGCUUCCACUCGCGAUUGCUGCUCAGCAACGCAAAUUGAGCGGUCGAUACGCCUUGACUGAUUUCGCAGUAGAGCGCACAUUGGGCACGGGCAGUUUCGGGCGUGUGCAUCUGGUGCGUUCGCGCCACAACCACCGCUUCUACGCGAUCAAGGUGUUGCGCAAGGAGCAGGUAGUCAAGAUGAAGCAGGUCGAACACACGAAUUCGGAACGUGCGAUCCUUUCGAUCGUUCGCCAUCCGUUCCUCGUGAAUCUGUGGGGCACGUUUAAAGACUCGACUUUCCUGUACAUGGUCAUGGACUACGUACCAGGCGGAGAGCUGUUCACGCUUCUUCGCAAAUCACAACGCUUCCCUCACCCGGUCGCAAAGUUCUACGCCGCCGAAGUGGCGCUUGCGAUCGACUACCUCCACCAGAACAACAUCAUCUACCGCGAUCUGAAACCGGAAAACAUCCUCCUGUCUGCGGACGGACAUCUCAAGAUCACCGACUUUGGGUUUGCAAAGUACGUGCCCGAUGUCACGUGGACUCUUUGUGGUACACCAGACUACCUGGCGCCCGAGAUCGUGUCGAGCAAAGGCUACAACAAGAGUGUCGACUGGUGGGCGCUCGGCGUUCUGCUGUACGAGAUGCUCGCCGGUCAUCCGCCGUUCUUUACCGAGGACGGCAAUCCGAUCAAGCUGUACGAAAAAAUCAUCGCUUGCAAGGUCAGGUAUCCGCCCUACUUUGAAACGGGCGUCAAGGAUCUGUUGAAGAACCUGUUGACUGCGGAUCUCAGUAAGCGCUAUGGUAACUUGCAUAGGGGAAGCAAGGAUAUCUUUGGUCACCUGUGGUUUGCAGAGGUCGAUUGGGAUAGGUUGUAUAGAAGAGAAAUCCCGGCGCCUUACCUGCCCACCGUUACCGCCGAUGGCGACUCGAGCCAGUUUGAACGCUAUCCUGAAAACGAUGUGACCGAAUACAGUCGCACUGAUCUCCCCGAUAGCUUGGGCCAUCUUUUCCCGGAUUUCUGA